AAUGGUGGUACUGACCAACAUGUGAGGCAGAAUUUCAGGCUGAUGAAGGCUACUUCCCCAGAGAUGUGGGUGAAGUUCACAGAGCAGCUGCACAGAAAACAGUUUUGUGAUUGUGGGGCCCUACCAACACGGGAAAAUGCCAUCCCUCUUGAUACUCGCACAGGGGGAUUUCCUGUGGAAUCAAAAGUGCAAUACAAGUGCAUCAAUGGCUCAGUUAAAAUCCCUGGGAAGCCGGACACCGCCGUUUGCCUUGCAAACUCACAGUGGAGACUCAAUGGAAUCUUUUGUGGUCGUAGCUGUGGUGUCCCACCAAGGUUUAGAUCUGCUGCCGUAAGUAAGGAAGAUGAAAUGAAGAGCUACUAUCCCCCAGGGACCACUGUGACUUAUGUCUGUCGCCCAGGUUAUGAGCCGACCGAACUGAUGCCCAGUGCCACUUGUCUUGAGAAUGUAACAUGGUCGGAAUCUCCUGAAUUCUGUACAAGGAAAUCUUGUCCUGCUCCAGAAGGACCAAAGAACGGCAGAGUUGUUGAUGGAACAGAUUACCUGUUUGGUACAAGAGUAAACAUAACUUGUAACCAUGGGUUCAAAUUACGUGGGCGGAAUUUCAUCCAAUGUGUGCUAAAUGGAAACCCCUGGACUCAGCUUCCCACUUGUGAAGCAAUAUCUUGUCUUCCACCUCUUAAUAUCACCCAUGGAUCCCACAAUCGUCUGGGUGAAGAAGAGUUUAUAUUUGGCUCAGCAGUAACUUACUUCUGUGACGAGGGUUUCUCUCUCAUUGGAGAGGCCUCCAUUCAUUGUACAACGAAUGAUCAAGUCAAUGGAGAGUGGAGUGGGCAGGCCCCUGAAUGCAAAGGAAAACCAUGUAGACAAUUAGAAGUAGAAAACGGCAGAGUUGAAUUAUUCGAUCUCCACUUUGGUGCAACAGUCAGCUUCUCAUGUGAUGAUGGGUACAGAAUGAUUGGACCAGCUUCUGCUCAGUGUGUGCUUAGGGGAAAUGGAGUUGAUUGGGAUAAGGAGGUUCCACGUUGUAAAGCAAUACCUUGUCUUCCACCUCCAAAUAUUCCCCAUGGAUCCCACAAUCAUCUGGGUGAAGAAGAGUUUGUAUUUGGCUCACUAGUAACUUACAGCUGUGACAAGGGUUUCUCUCUUGUUGGAGAGGCCUCCAUUCAUUGUACAACGAAUGAUCGAAUCAGUGGAGAGUGGAGUGGGCCGGCCCCUGAAUGCAAAGCAAUAUCUUGUCUUCCACCUCUUAAUAUCACCCAUGGAUCCCACAAUCAUCUGGGUGAAGAAGAGUUUGCAUUUGGCUCAGCAGUAACUUACAGCUGUGAUGAGGGUUUCUCUCUUAUUGGAGAGGCCUCCAUUCAUUGUACAACGAAUGAUCGAGUCAAUGGAGAGUGGAGUGGGCCGGCCCCUGAAUGCAAAGAUUCUGCCUCGGACACAGCUGCCAACUCUCCUCAGGCUGGAGAUGAAGACAUUAAAAAACCAAUCAUCAUUACCUUGAUCGUUUCUGGGGCUAUCAUUGCCAUUGGUAGCUUAGCAAGUCUUGCAGCUUUUGCUAGAAAGCAUCCAGGAAAAAUAUGGCGAAAGAAAAAAAGGUCUUACAAUGUAAGUCUGGAUUCUUCAGUGUGUCAAAUGUCAGAAGAACAGACAAAGAAAAUGCUGAUUUGAUCUUGAAAGGAUAAAUGACACGUGUUGGAUGAUGUCUAUCUUUUACAAAUUAACUGACACUGGAAGAAAGUAAUGGAAAUGUUAGGAAAUAUAUUGCAAACGUUGGUACUGAAAUUCCUGUGGGGAAACUAGACCCUCCCAGGCAACUGGUGUUACUUUGACUAUAACCUUUUUCCUCUGCCGAGCUAGCAUUUUAGUAGGAAUCCACUGCAUUUGAGGAAAGCAGAAAGAAAAGAGGCAGAACAUUGCUCUUGCCUUUGAAAAUUGGCUUCCGAAGACAGUUAGGAGCGUCAAAAUAAUUUGCUGUUCUGAAUGUACAGCUUGUCCCUUAUUCAGCCUCUCCAUAGCACUAAAUCUUUCUCCUUAAUGAACAUAGUCAUCAUUAGAGCACGGCAUGGUUUGGUUGUGAGUUUUGGCUUUAACUGCAGAUGAUGGAAUGCAUAUUAUUCUUUAAACAGGAUUUCAAAAUGCCAGACACUUUGUGGAAUGUUGUAGAUUCUUCUGGUGUGUUUCACCUUUGAGAAAAUUAAGGAUAAUAUGAAUUUACAUGCCAUUACAAAGAUGCUCUGAAUACUCACUAAAAAUUCUCUCAGGGUGUAUUUACACUGGACCCUAAACUCGAAAUAAGAUACGUAAUUUGUGCUAUGCAAAUUGCAUAUCUUACUUUGAAUCUGUUUUCAAAUAGUUUAUUUUUUAAUUUGGUGUGUCUGCACGGUGCCAUAUUUCAAAAUUACAUGCUAUUACGAGCCAUCCCUUAUCUCUCGGGCAAUGAUAUUUACCACGAUGGCAAAAGAGCACCCCCAUUAUUUCGAAAAAUAUUUUAAAAUAAGGGUGGCUUGUGUAGAUGCAAGGUAGUGCAGUGUAAGCGUACCCUCAGUGCGAAUAACAAAUUAUAUUAGUUUCAUUGCAAUCCACUCUCACUUUUUUAUAAGAAGUAAGCGGUAAGAUUAAAAGUAUAUUCCAGUUAAGUUCUUUAAUGCUUUAGUGCCUACAUUAUUUUUAUAUGUUUGUUGUGAAAAACCUAUCUUUGUAGAGCUUAAAAUAUAUUUUUUUAAUAUUCAGGAAAUCCUAUUAUUUGCUGCCGAGAGAGGAUGUUUAUAAUCAAGCACUUUAAAUCUUCUAAGAUAAAUGAUAAAGAUUUUAAAUAUUGACAUAUUUUUAUGAUUGCAAGUUGCAUUGAGUUGCAUUGAGUUGUAUUUAGCAAUAGAACAAAUCUUUCCAUGAAUGAAGAAACUAUCAUUGAAGAUAUUUGUGGUAUUUACAAUGUUUUCCUUAGUAUAAGUUUUUCUCUUAAAUAAAAGUGAAUAAAGACUCGA
Messenger RNA from Pelodiscus sinensis (Chinese soft-shelled turtle), 2984 nucleotides. The record is from RefSeq and is a predicted model, not a curated record. NCBI's taxonomy places the organism in Eukaryota, Metazoa, Chordata, Testudines, Trionychidae.